This is a messenger RNA of Hyalella azteca, 3356 nucleotides long. RefSeq names its product L-asparaginase 1. NCBI's taxonomy places the organism in Eukaryota, Metazoa, Arthropoda, Malacostraca, Amphipoda, Hyalellidae. Gene Ontology annotation, molecular function: protein binding; asparaginase activity. Gene Ontology annotation, biological process: amino acid metabolic process. The record is from RefSeq and is a predicted model, not a curated record. The transcript has 13 exons. The coding region runs from base 462 to 2375 and encodes 637 amino acids.
UGUAGUGCAUUCGUAGUCACUUCUUUGGUCUGGCCCAACAUUGAAGACACCUCUGACGCAUUCUAACUUUUUUGUUAUAAUGCGUUAACAAUUGUCGGCCCUAUAUUUCCGGCCUAAUAUUUUUUCAGAAACAUUCAUAUAUCUGAUAGAAACCUUGCGAUUAUUCAACUAGUCGUUGUCACGAAAGAAACUCCAAACGACACAGCUCACGCGGGAGAAUUUAUUUAGAUGUUAAAUAAAUAUAAUGUGACUGAGAUCCAUAUCUCUGUCGAACAUAUUUUCAGUGAAUUAAUCAAAGAUUAUGCUGCAACCAGGUGACAAAUACAAAGUCAAUUGUAUUUUUCAAUACAUGAAUAUUACAAUUCUAGUCAUCUCUCAUUAAAUAGUAAACUUUUGGGUGGGGUGGCCACGACGUUCACUAUAUAAGGAGGUGCACUAGAAGACCAUGCUUCACUCCAACAAUGUCGUCACCAGCAGAACAACCUUUCACUCUAAGCGCUCUUAAGACAGGCUCGGCCAGUACUGCAGAAGCUACAGAGAAGCUAAGAAAGUCGCUGCUAAACCACCGGUCGAGCCUGGACGUGUUGUCGGGAUGGCUGUGGCAAGAGUCGCGCGUGCUCAUCUUCUACACUGGAGGCACCAUCGGCAUGACCAUGAACGCCCGUGGCAAGCUGGUUCCUACUCCUGGGGAGCUGGAGUCCCGCCUGAGGAAGUAUCCUCACAUGCACGAUGAAGAGUACGCCAACGACCGCUUCAGUAUGCUGCAGAGCCCGCCCCUCGUGCUGCCAGAUUGUCGGGAGAAGCGUCGCGUCGUUUACUGGGUGCACGAAUAUUCCCCGCUCCUGGACUCGUCCAACAUGACCAUGGACGACUGGAUCAGAAUUGCCCAGGAUAUCAGGAUAACUUAUGAAGAUUUCGACGGCUUCGUGGUCUUGCACGGCACAGACACGCUGUCGUACACUGCAGCUGCUCUGUCCUUCAUGCUGGAAAAUCUGGGCAAGCCCGUCGUCAUCACAGGGUCCCAGAUUCCCCUGUUCGAGACGAGGAGUGAUGGCAGGGACAACUUCAUCGGCUCCGUGAUCAUGGCAGGAUGCUAUAACAUCCCAGAAGUGACUGUGUUCUUCAACAACAAACUCUACCGUGGUAACCGUACCACCAAAGUUUCUUCUGGUCGCCUCAGUGCUUUUGAUUCGCCAAAUUUCCCAGCUCUUGCUACUGCUGGCAUUUCAAUCAAUGUGGAAUACCGAAACAUUUUCCGACCAACCACUCUCUCAAAAUUCUCCGUAUUUUCACAACUCGACCCAAACGUUGGUCUUUUGAGAAUUUUUCCUUCGAUAUCGACGGAGAGCGUCCGGGCUUUCCUGAGCCCCGUCAAGGGGGCUGUCCUACAAACCUACGGAGCUGGCAACAUCCCCAGCAACAGGACGGACAUCCUAGAGGUGCUACAAGCUGCAGCGGCCAGAGAUGUUCUUAUUAUCAACAUCACGCAGUGCAUGCAUGGCGGCGUCGAGCCCAUCUACGAGACCGGCGAGGCGCUGGAGGGCGCUGGAGUGCUCAUGGGACUGGACAUGACUCCUGAAGCAGCCCUCGCCAAACUCAGCUAUGUGCUUGCCAAGGACGUCGACUUUGCGACGAAGAAAAAGAUGAUGCAGAGUAACUUGAGAGGAGAAAUGACGAUUGUUACCACAUCUGACGGCGCUGCCAACGAGGACGACACAUCGGUGGACGACAUCAUCGCCCACAUCGCCCAGGCCCUCGAGCUGGCGUCCCUAGAGGACCAGCGGCACCUUCAGGAGCUGCUCGUCCCGACGCUCUUCAUGAACGCCGUCGUCAACGCCGACCUCCAGAGGAUGGACCGCCUGCGUGAACACCUGGAGGACGUUAACCAGCGCGACGCGAUGGGCACGACGUUCCUGCACGUGGCAGCGUGCGAGGGCGCCCUCGAGGUCGUGGAGUGGCUGCUGCUGAACGGCGCCGUGGUGCACGUCAGAGACGCCAAGGGUUUCACGCCUCUCUGGGCGGCCGUCUCAUGCGACCAGACCAAGGUGAUCGAUUUAUUAGUCCAAACGGGCGCGCAUCUGAUGGAGCUGCCGACAAAGGUAGGCGAGGAGCUGGUCUCUGCAGCGGCCACCAACAACGUCAAGCGCAUCAAGUCCUUCGUCAGGGCCGGGGCCGACGUCGACCAGCCGGACACCCUCGGCAGGACUGCGCUUCAUGCUGCAUGCAUAACUGGAGCAAAGAAGGUGGUCCGAACUCUGCUAGAGUUCGGCGCCAGCACGACUAGGACGGACAAGACCAAGAUGACUGCUGCCAUGUUGGCAACCGCUGCCGGCCACGCAGGCAUUGCAGCGCUCUGUGAAGCCCAGCCACAGUGAAAUGUUUCUAUUUUUCUCCUGCUUCUGUUCCCGCUCCUGGAAUAUUAUGCAAUAAAUAGACUGAUAUUGCAUCUGUGAUUAUCAGUGAUCUUGAAGUAGUGACCCGCUUAAUGUUCUUAAACAAGGCCACGCUGAUGUUAUAAUCUAAAGAAAUUUCGUGAAAUUUGUGUUUCUUAGAAGUACUGUCUGUAUUUAUAACUUUAAUGAUAAUAAUGUUAUUGUCAACGCAGUUUUACUCGAGUGUUCGUGGACUACAAUCACAGCCUGUCUUCCUAAAAAAAGCUAGUUUUCUGUAAACAUAGUACAUAAACUGUAAAUUAUACGAUUAAUUCUAAGCUGUGAAGUAAGAAUACUUCUUAUUGACAGGAAGUAUUCCGCCUGCUGAUGUAUUACCUGUAUCAUGAAUUACUGGUAUACAAUUAAAAGGCUAGGUGGUUGAGUCACGCAAUUUAAAAUUUAUUUUAUUGUAAUAUUGACCUUACAGUAGUAGCAUUUUGAAUAGAAAUUCAUGUGUAGUAUUGUGUAAAAUUACUGUAUAAUCUUUCUAUUUGAACGCACGGAAAUAUUAUUGGACUAAUUUGGCGAUUCAGAUCAAAAUGACUGAAUAAAGUCUGUUUUCAACCAUUGCAUUCUAAGGAGAGAAUCAAAUGAAGCCGAUUCGCGAGAGCGAAGCUAAUUAAUCAUUUUGUAAAGUACAGAUUUUAAAACAGGCACUUCACACUAUAUAUAUUUGUCCACAGGAACUUCCCAAAAUGUAUUGAUCUGACUCUUAAAACUCAAUCAUGCUCCGGACAUCCACCUCAUGAUUAUUUUUGUCAGUGAAUUAUUUACAGAGACUAAUAAUAAAUUGUAACAUCGCUUGAAAAUUUGAUUUGAUAUCAUCCUUGCGUUCCAGGAACGAGCCUGACCUGAAUAAGCUCUUUGCAUAUCGCGUUACUUCGACCGCAGUUGUACCUUGUGUGGUAAAAUUAUAAACUAACC